Messenger RNA from Episyrphus balteatus (marmalade hoverfly), 1020 nucleotides. Its product is annotated as diacylglycerol O-acyltransferase 2-like. Gene Ontology annotation, biological process: triglyceride biosynthetic process. NCBI's taxonomy places the organism in Eukaryota, Metazoa, Arthropoda, Insecta, Diptera, Syrphidae. Gene Ontology annotation, cellular component: endoplasmic reticulum membrane. Bases 1 to 1020 code for a protein of 339 amino acids. The transcript is spliced from 6 exons. The record is from RefSeq and is a predicted model, not a curated record. Gene Ontology annotation, molecular function: diacylglycerol O-acyltransferase activity.
AUGUCAAAAAUCGUGUGGGCACCAAUAAAUGUUCCUCUGCGCAGGAGAAUACAAACUUUUACAACUGCCGUCUAUAUGUUGCUUGUAGUAUUUGGAAAUUAUUAUUUGAAAGCUCUGUUAAUUGCAUACGGAAUCUGGAUUUAUUUCGACAGAGAAAAGUCUGAAAAUGAAGUCAGAGGCUCAGGAUUGAGAUGGAUGCGAGAUAAUUUCUUUUGGAAACAUUUUCGAGAUUAUUUUCCUGUGGAACUUGUGAAAACCGAAGAACUACCACCAAACAAGAACUAUCUUCUAGCAUGUUAUCCACAUGGAGUAACUUCAAUUGGUGGCUUCAUAAACAUUGUGGUGGACAUUUCAAAAUGGGAUGAACUAUUUCCAAAAGUUCGUCCAAUCGGAGCAACCAUGGCAUUUCAAUUUAGUACACCUUUUUGGCGUCAUAUAGUCAAGUUAUGGGGCUUAAUAUCGGUGACAAAGAAGUCUCUCUUAAACAAUCUGACAACUUCAAAUGAUCCCAAUGAUCCAAUAAAUGCUGCUGAUGGAUAUACUGCAUCAGCUGUUGCAGUGGCAGUUGGUGGAGCAAAAGAAGCUCUCGAUUCGAAACCUGGCAAAUACAUUAUUACUAUUAAAGAUCGAAAAGGUUUCAUUAAAGUAGCCAUGCAAACGGGUGCUGCCAUUGUGCCAGUAUUUUCAUUUGGUGAAGUUGAUGUAUUUGAUCAAUUGGAUAAUCCACCAAAUUCAUUUGUCAGAAAUAUGCAAUUGUUGGUGAAAAAAGUCACUGGUAUUUCUCCGUUAAUUAUUCUGGGAAGAGGAUUUUUUCAGUACAAUAUUGGAAUGCUACCGCAGCGUAGGCGUAUUGUACAAGUUGUUGGCGCUCCAAUCGAUGUACCAAAAUCUGAUGAUCCAAAAAAAGAAGAUGUUGAAAAGUAUCAUCAGAAAUUUAUGGAUGAUUUGAAUGCACUAUUUGAAACACAUAAGGCUAAAUAUAUUCCAGAAUCAGAAAAGACCUUUUUAGUGAUGACGUAG